AUGAGCAAGGCCGAGCCGAGGCCGAAAAGCGUCAAAAAGACGCUGAAUGCCGGGAGGGGACAAGUGCCGGAAUAUAAAGAUGGAACGAAGGCCGUAUUUCACUACGAAGUGCUGAGACCGCUUGAUUUGACGAAUGGCAUGCCGGAGAGUAGAGAUGACUAUGAAAGUAUCGAAGACACGAGAAAAGGAUACCCGCAUGGCUAUGGCCUCCCGAUGGAGCUGAUUUUUGGGAAGAAAUUCCAGUUGGCCAUUUUUGAGACGCUGCUGAGGAGCAUGAACGUUGAUGAGAUCAGCCAAUUCGACGUCGAGGCCAGCGAGUUGUUCCAGUAUCCGCUAACGUCGAAAAAGCUACGCGAUUUGGCGCAUUCCAGAGAGCAUGGCCACGGCCAUUCGCAUAGCACGCAUAUGUGCGCCGCGACGAUGGCGGAGGGAACCGGAUACCCAUGUCUCGAUGAGCUCUUGAAAAAACCGAGCCCCCUGCGCUUCAUCUUCCACCUCCUCCAGAUCCACCAGCCCGAGGACUACGAGGCCGAGGGCUGGCAGUUGAACCCGGAAGCCAAAUUGAAAAGCGUCGAGACCCUAAAGCAGCAGGGCAACGAGUUGUACCUAAAAAAGGAAUACCGACCCGCCAUUGAAAAGUAUAAAGAAGCGCUGACGCGAUUGGACCAUUUGAUCUUGCGUGAAAAGCCGGGCGAUCCCGAAUGGGAGGAGCUGGACGUGAAGAAUGUGCCGUUGUAUCUAAAUCUUUCGAUUUGCUACCUGCACUGCGGCGAUUUCUAUGAAUCGAUAGGUGCUGCCGAUGAGGUACUUUCACGUGAUGCGACAAAUGACAAGGCGUUAUAUCGAAAAGCAAAAGCUUUGAUAGGCACCUGGGAGCUUGGAAAGGCCCGAGAAUCCCUGGAGAAACUUGUUGCCGCGCACCCGGAGUGGGCAAAACUCGCCGACGUCGAGCUGCAGGAAAUCAAGCGCCGCCAGGACCAAGUGGCCGCCGAUAAAAAGAAUAUUUGCAAAAACAUGAUCAAGGGAAUGGGUGGCGAA
Molecule: messenger RNA, 1038 nt
Organism: Mesorhabditis spiculigera
Lineage: Eukaryota; Metazoa; Nematoda; Chromadorea; Rhabditida; Rhabditidae
Source: the annotation of a GenBank genome assembly